Arabidopsis thaliana (thale cress) is the source of this 965-nucleotide messenger RNA. RefSeq names its product C2H2 and C2HC zinc fingers superfamily protein (gene URO). The record is from RefSeq and is marked reviewed. Gene Ontology annotation, biological process: regulation of DNA-templated transcription. The coding region runs from base 61 to 579 and encodes 172 amino acids. Gene Ontology annotation, cellular component: nucleus. The transcript has a single exon. Lineage: Eukaryota; Viridiplantae; Streptophyta; Magnoliopsida; Brassicales; Brassicaceae.
AUUUUCAAAACAUUGAAUACUGAGACUUGAGAGAGAUCCCAACAGAAGAAGAAGAGAGAGAUGAACCACCGGGACAAACAAAUUGAUUCCGGCUCUGGCUCUGGAGAAAACCGCCGGACUUAUGACUGCGACAUCUGCAAGAGAGGUUUCACGAAUCCUCAAGCCCUCGGUGGUCACAAUAACAUCCACCGCAGGGAACGCGAAAGAUACCCCUCCUCCUCUUCUUCUUCUCACUCAUUUCCAUUUUCUCUUCCGUUACCAUCUCAGUCUCCCUCCUCCUCCACAAACUUCACAAACCCUCCUCCUUAUUUUCCGACCAUUGAGUCAUACCUACACCAAGGGUCUCAGCCACCUAUUAACCCUAGCCACAACACACAAUACUUUGGAUCAUCAUCAUCAUCAAGAGGAGGAGGGAGAUUUGCUCAAGGGGCGUCUCAUGAUCUUAAUUUGAGCUUAGGGCUCGGAUCCAUGAAUGAAGAUGAUGACACUCACCGGAGCCCACCAGAGACCGGAGGUUCUCAACCUCAAGAUGGUGAUCUUGAUCUUGAUCUUCGACUCGGCGGUCAUCGUCAUCAUUAAGCUUGCAGCGGUUUCCCUCACGUUCGAUCCACGUAACCAUAUACAAUAUAUAUAUAUAGUUGAAAGUUAAUCACCGUAUAGUGCAUGAUGUUUAUUGUGGUGUUUAUAUAUGUUUUCAAUAUAUAUGUAGUAUGAUCAAAAUAUGUUGGACUUGGAGUCAUGUUUUUAUCAUGAUCGUAUGAAGUUUGGGUUUGUAUAAUUCAAGACUAUAUUUUUCACUUAAAAAUUAUAGAUCAAAUAGGUUAAUUUGAGUAAUGUUUUUGUUAUACCUUUUUCAAAAAGAAAAAAAAAUGUUCUUGUUGUCUGAAGUUGGGUUUGUAUAGUACAGGAUUAUUGUUCUUUUCCAUAACUAUAUAUUAGUGUAGAUCUAUAGAUCAAGUAGUUUU